UUCGCCGGAAAAUCACUACCUCUCAAUUAGGGUUUAAGGAUUUCGCUGCUCCGACAGCAAUGGCAAUGGCGAUUUCUGCCUCCAGAUCACGCAAUUGUUCCCAUUUUAUUGGCAGAAGCUACGAAAUUGCUCUGAAGAAAUCGAUUGAUGAUGUUUUAACGUCUCUUAGGUGUUCUGGUUCCUCCAAUUUGGGAGAUUUUGGUCCUGAGUUUGGAGAAUAUGUUCAAUCGAAAGCUGAUCCUCCUAUGGAAAGCAUAUGGAUUUAUGCGGCUUUAUCGGCUGCUUCCUGCCGUGCUCCUGAAACCAACUCGUUCGGCCGAAUUUCAGCCGUUAAGGGCUUGUUCCAACUCAUAGUUUCGUGCUCGGCCUCUUGCAAUUCGAUGAAAAGCAUAGCUCUAGCUGCACCUGUAGUGUUCUACUUGCAUGGUUUGAUGCUUGAUUUAAAGGGCUUCGAAUUGAGUUCAAAGAGAGAGGAAGCAAGAAGAGAGAUAAAAGCUCUCAUCGAUUCUGCACUUAGCUAUGUAAGUAUUUGCUGUAAUGGAUUUGAUGGAAAUUACGAUAAUUUAGAGAAUUUGCUACUGCCAUUGGAAGAUUUGGCUAAGUUUUGGGUGUCGGAUAAUGGAGCCAUAACUGUAGAAUCAAUGAGUGCUUUUUUCCCACUCUUGAGUGAGAACAUUGUUGAGAGGAGUGUUGAAGAAUGUAACAUGAUUGACCUUGCCGGUUUUGUGAUUGCGGAGGCUUUUUUGUUGAAGUUGUGCUGGAAAAUUCAGGAGGAAGGUUUUGGAAAAAGCAUUAUGACUGAGCUUAGAGAUUGGGCAGUUGGUUCCAUCACUGGACUUCGAAGCCCCUGUUUUUUUGCGGCGCUUGUUAGUUUGCUCUUGGAACCGACUUUGCCUACAACCUCCCUCUUGAACCCUGAACGUGAAAGUGGUUUGAGGAAAAUUCUUUUUGAUGCCGUGAUAUUGGUGGAAUAUUCCUUCCUUAGCUCCGAAAGCAUGAGUCAACUUCCGAAGAAACUUGCCAAAAAGGUCAUAUUUACCAAACUAAUGGCAACUCAUAAAGCUAUUGAGUUGUUUAGGGAACACGAUGACCAUGCAAAAGCUGUUUUGUAUUCAAAUGCCUUUGCAAGUUCUACUCUGCCAAGGUUAUUGAUCAAAUAUGUUAAAAGUGAAACUGGGACUGAAUUAAGUACCAAUGAACCGGCAGGAUCAUCGCCAAGAGCAUUUAUAAGAUGGAUGCUGAACAUAGAAAACAAAGGGAUCAGAAUAUUUGAUGAUGACAUGGCCAGGUUAAAAGCUACCUUUAAUUCGAUGGAAGAAAUAGAACGGAUUGUUGGAGGGGAAGCAAUGCUCGGACAAGAUUCUGAAACCCUUUUCUUCAUUGAUAACAAAGGUCAAGAAGAAUAUAUAACCGAUGAUGAUGAUGAUGAAAAGACGAAUUCAGGCAUGAGUGCAGCAUUUAUAAGCGCUUCGCGCUCACUGCAGCCAUCGGAACAAAAAGGGAAAAAACGAAAGACUAAGGAUGGUAAAGAAACCAAGCGGCUAAAAUUCAUAAAGUACAAAGCUUCCGAUCUUUCUUCACUACCAAGAGAAAAAUCCAUGGAGCCGAGGAGCGAAAACUCAGAUAGUGGGAGUGAUCUCGAAACUCCAUCCUCAGAUAAAGUGUAGAGAUCGAAGAUCAUAUUCAUAUCUGCUAUGUUGUGGUGAUAUCGGGUAAAUAUUUCUUUCGAUAAAAUCCAAAAUCUUGACACAUGAAAGCCAAUUUCUAGCCAGAAUGCCCUUUAUGUGUGUAGCUUUGCUGUUAUGUCUGAUCUUGAGGGCUAUAUGCAUUUAUUUGCUGUGAUUCUAGUUCUUGGUUUAAUUUUUUGAUUUUUUGUUGUCAUAUUUAGGCAGCUUAUUGGUGACUGGGGGCAUUGAUUUAUACAUUAAUUCUAAUUUGUAUCUUUUUAUGGUCUGGUCUAUUCGAUCCAUUUCAUUUUUAA
Molecule: messenger RNA, 1981 nt
Organism: Andrographis paniculata
Lineage: Eukaryota; Viridiplantae; Streptophyta; Magnoliopsida; Lamiales; Acanthaceae
Exons: 5
Coding region: 60-1667 (535 amino acids)
Source: RefSeq, a predicted model, not a curated record